Molecule: messenger RNA, 1223 nt
Organism: Tricharina praecox
Lineage: Eukaryota; Fungi; Ascomycota; Pezizomycetes; Pezizales; Pyronemataceae
Exons: 3
Coding region: 143-790 (215 amino acids)
Source: RefSeq, a predicted model, not a curated record
GUACUGAAUGCGAGUAGGUAUGAUGAAACAGAAAACAAUCCAAAGCAUCACUCGGUAGACACCUGUUUGAGAGUCGGCGCGCGGAGUUAACUACUAGCUCCGAGCCUUGCGAGUAGAUGAUCGGAUACCUAGGAGAUGGAUCAUGGAUAUCGACGUGAGUGUACGCCACUGCCGCGCGGUUUUGAACAGUGGCUUUUCGGGCACCCUGAUGGCGGCGGGCUGUGAGGCGUUCCACGCGGCGGUCGAUUUUACACGUCUGUGCGAUGGAAGGAGGACUCCACGUUCCUUCAGGAGAUGGGCGUGCAGCGGCGAGGGCUUUUGCACGCCUUCAUAUACUUUACGUGUUACGACUAGACACGCCUUCAAGUGGAGGGCAUGCACCAGCCCGGCAUCGACACCUACUCUAUCUGGAUUCUGGUAUGCUACGGCGAGCAUACACUCCACCUACCCGUGGAGAUCCGGGGUGUUUACGUGCCGUGAAUAUGAGAAUUUCGAGGAGUUUCUUAUGAUACUAUCAUGUAACUAUGCUCUAACGACUGGGCGCUCGCAACGCAGACUCGCCCUACCAUUGCACCUGCACGUUGCGUACCAAUCGCACUUUCCAAUUGCACAGAGACAUUCCCUGCUGCGCGUGGACGGUGGACCGUGGACCGUGGUAUGUAUUAUGUAUACCGGUACUCUAUUCAGAACGCAUGGGGAUUCCGUCCGCAUCGCACAAGCUGCACUUCACCGGACGGUGGUUUCGAAUUCCGCACCUGGUUGGCGCUCCCAUCACCAUGCUUGCACGUAGUUAUGGUUGUGUUCUGCAGCUCGACUGCUGUUGUGUUCCUUCCGGUACCGUACCGGCAGAUCCUGCUGUAUGCUCGUGACUCGUGAGCCUACCGGUUGAACUCCGCCGGUCGUGCGCGGAUGCAUGUACUCUUAGCAGCUGCGUUGUUGCCGUGCGAUGCGAGGUACGCGGACAAGGACGAGGUCCCAUACGUUCGGUCCGUACAUCAUCGCAGAUGCAGUGUGUCCCGGGAUCCGUCGGUCUUCGCGAAACGAAUCCGGGGCUCAGGAGCGUUGCGUGCGGAGGAGCGCGUUCGGAUUCUCGAUCGGUGGUGGGAAUACUAGCAUUGGCGGUCGGAGCCGCAAUCCGGACGGACGAAAAAUCUCGAGUUGGGAUUCUAGCUGAUCGACACUGCCUGUUUCAAGUGCAGGUGGAAGACGCGUUCUGCGAGGGG